Plasmodium gallinaceum is the source of this 1923-nucleotide messenger RNA. It is a transcript of the gene AsnRS, whose product is annotated as asparagine--tRNA ligase, putative. Gene Ontology annotation, molecular function: asparagine-tRNA ligase activity; nucleic acid binding; ATP binding. Gene Ontology annotation, cellular component: mitochondrion. The coding region runs from base 1 to 1923 and encodes 640 amino acids. The transcript is spliced from 2 exons. Gene Ontology annotation, biological process: asparaginyl-tRNA aminoacylation. The record is from RefSeq and is a predicted model, not a curated record. NCBI's taxonomy places the organism in Eukaryota, Apicomplexa, Aconoidasida, Haemosporida, Plasmodiidae.
AUGAGAAUCCAUUUUAUUAAUUUAGUUCAUUUAUUUAUAUUUUUACUUUUAUUUGUUAAAUGUAUUAAAAAAAAAAAAAUAAAUAUAAAAAAUAGAUCUAUUAACAGAUUGAAGAAAAAUAAUAUUUUAUUGAACGAAUGGAAAUGUAAUAGGAAAAUUAUAAACACUAUAUCCUUUUUAAAAAAUAAUAUUCAAAUGCUUUCUUUUUCUAAAAGAAGUAUAAAAAAUAACUUUACCUUUAAUAAACCUAAAUUGAAGAAUCUUUUAUGUUCAUUAAGAGAUAUUGAAAGAACAAAAAUAAGAGAUAUAUUUAAAAUAGAUAUAAAAAGUGAAUCAAAAAAAAAUUUUAAAAUAUGUGGAUGGAUUAAAUCAGUUAGAACUGUAGGAAAAAAUUGUUUUCUUUUUAUUGAUAUAAAUGAUGGUUCUUAUUUUAAGAAUUUACAAGUAAUAAUUGACGCAAAUAUUUUAAAUUAUGAUGAGAUUUUAAAAACAACAACUGAUGAUUCAAUAGAAUGUGUAGGAGAAUUAAAAUCUUCAAUUGGAAAAAAUCAGAAAAUAGAAUUAUGUGUUUAUGAUGUAUCAAAGAAUCAUUAUGUAAAAUUAUUUAAAUCUAUAAAUGAUAUAAAUGAGAAUAAUUAUAAUAAAAAGGAAAAUAACGAUCAUACAUAUUCCAAUGUUAGAAAUAGCGAUAAUAAUAACUUUAUUAUGAAUAAAGAUAUUAAAAAUAUGAAAGAGAAUGAUAAAAAAGAGAAUAUAGUUAAAAAUGAUAAAAACAAAGAUGAGUAUUAUAUGAUAUCUAAAAAAUAUCAUACAAAACAAUAUUUGAGAAAUUUUCCACAUUUAAGAGGGAGAACAAAAUUGUACAGUAGUAUAUUUCGAUUAAAAUCUGAUAUAAUUUAUGAAACUUUCAAUUAUUUUAGAAAAAAAAAUUUUACUUAUAUUAAUACUCCUAUUUUAACAAGUAUUGAUUGUGAAGGAGCAGGGAAAUUAUUUUAUGCAACCACCUUGUUUAAUAAAGAGAAUGAAAAUAAAACAAAUGCUAACAAUACUAAUAUAAAUAAUAAAAAUAACUUUAAUAAAAAUAAUUUUAAUGAAAAUAAUUUUAAUGAAAAAGAUAUAUACCAAAAAGAUUUUUUUAAAAAACCAUGUUAUUUAAAUGUUUCAAGUCAAUUGGCAUUAGAAUGUUUAUGUUGUUCUAUUGGUGAUGUUUUUACAAUUAAUCAGUCCUUUAGAGCAGAAAAAUCCAAUACGUUCAGACAUUUAAGUGAAUUUCUUAUGUUAGAAGUUGAAAUUCCUUUUUCUAAUUUGAAUGAUAUUAUUUCACUAUCGGAAGAUUAUAUAAAAGAAAUGAUUAAAUUUGCAUUAUACAAAUCAGAAGAAAUUGAAUAUUUAUAUGAAAAUCAUGACAAAAAUUUAAAAAAAAAGUUAGAAAACGUUCUAAACCAGAAGUUUAUGAUAAUAACUUAUGAUGAAGUUGUUCAUUUGUUAAAAGAAAAAAACAUUUCUUCUGACUUAUCAUGGGGUAUAGAUUUAUCUUUCGAACAACAAAAAUUUCUAACUAAUGACUAUUUUAAAUCUCCUGUUGUUAUAAUAAAUUACCCUGAUAAUAUUAAACCAUUUUAUAUGAAGUUAAAUGCAGAUAAAAAAACUGUAUCAUGUAUGGAUAUAAUAUUUCCAGAUAUAGGAGAAAUUGUAGGAGGAUCUGAAAGAGAAAUUCAUCUAGAUACUUUAAAGAAAAAAAUGAACAAUCAAAAAUUAGAUGUAAACUUAUAUGAACCAUAUAUACAACUAAGAAAAUAUGGUAAUAUUCCUCAUUCUGGAUUUGGUUUAGGUAUAGAUAGAUUAAUUAUGUUUAUUUCAUCAAUUAAUAAUAUAAAAGACAUUGUUACAUUUCCAAGAUAUCCUAAUUUUCUCUUUAUGUAA